Molecule: messenger RNA, 1177 nt
Organism: Cephus cinctus (wheat stem sawfly)
Lineage: Eukaryota; Metazoa; Arthropoda; Insecta; Hymenoptera; Cephidae
Exons: 4
Coding region: 118-960 (280 amino acids)
Biological process (GO): regulation of transcription by RNA polymerase II
Cellular component (GO): transcription regulator complex; nucleus
Source: RefSeq, a predicted model, not a curated record
UCGUUACGAGAAUAUUCAAAUACAGAAAAUAAUCUAAAGUCCUUUUUUCGUGAAGAAUUUAAGGGAGGACAAAAAAACGAGAAAAAAGGCUACCUUGAUUUCCCUGGGCGAGCAGUCAUGCCUAAACUGAUAGGUAAAAACGCGACGUUCGAUGAAUUUCGUAUGAUCGAUCUGGUGAAGAGCAACCCUGAAUUGUAUGAUCCGAGUCACGAAUUCGCCAAGGAUAUCGUACAUAAAAAUAACAUCUGGAAGAAGAUAGCUGGGGAAUUAAAUGUACCGGUGGAGGCACCGAAAAAUGUAUGGAAGAGGCUGCGUUACGCGUAUGCGAGAGGCCUACGAUAUCCCGAAGGAAAAAAGUCUGGAUCAAGAGAAUCUCUACCUUACGACAAUGCCCUGUCGUUUAUGAAGAAAUUUAUCAUGGAAAAUUCACGAGAGAACAGUUGUGCGAGCAGUGAGUGCAAUUCUCCGAAAAAAGAGAAACGUUUCCUCCGGUCCGGAUCUCAUGUCUCAAGUGGGUCCAAGAAAGAGACAAUCUCAUCCCCGAGUAACAUACCAGCAGGGAAUGAAGAUCCAGUUGAGGAUAACCCAAUCCUUACGGAAAACCCAGUUCAGAAUAAUUCAGGUCAAACAGGUUCAGAAGCAAGCGACAGGUAUCACGCAAUGCCAUCGGCAACCAGUAGAGUGCUACGUCCGAGAAUGUCUGAGCCAUCCCGUCUGGCGUCGAAGGAGGCGCUCCAGAAGGCGACGAACACGGCGUCGCGACGCCUUACGAUGACACCAGCCGCCAAGAAUAGGAGGAGAAACUCACCGAAUCCAGAUGAUCCAACUCGCGCCUUCUUCGAGAGUAUGGCCCUGACCGUGGCAAGCUUCCCGCAGCAUCUCCAAGCUACGAUAAAGGUCCAGGUGUGCAAUAUUGUUGCCGAGACUGAGUACGAUCUUUCCUCGCCAAAAAUUCGUUGAUGAUAAUCGAUUUGGGAUCCUCUGCAUGAAUAUCGUCUCACGUUACGAGAUCGUAUCAUUGAAUUAUUUCCAAGCUUCGCUGCUUCAGCCUUCGCAGUCCGCUGCUACUGUAUAGGACAGUAUAACGACUCUGUACGGUACGAUAAAAUACAUUAGGAACUCUUCCUAAUACGAAAAAAAGGAAUUUAUCAUGUUCAACGUUAUCUAUUUGUCUGUU